Messenger RNA from Hyposmocoma kahamanoa, 1292 nucleotides. Its product is annotated as zinc finger protein GLIS3-like. Gene Ontology annotation, cellular component: nucleus. The record is from RefSeq and is a predicted model, not a curated record. Bases 87 to 1277 code for a protein of 396 amino acids. Gene Ontology annotation, molecular function: DNA-binding transcription factor activity, RNA polymerase II-specific; RNA polymerase II cis-regulatory region sequence-specific DNA binding. Lineage: Eukaryota; Metazoa; Arthropoda; Insecta; Lepidoptera; Cosmopterigidae. The transcript is spliced from 4 exons. Gene Ontology annotation, biological process: smoothened signaling pathway; regulation of transcription by RNA polymerase II.
UUGCGACCGCGCACUGACCGUACUACUUUUGACUAGUAUAGCGUUGUUUGGAUAUAGUUAUAAGAUACAUAGUGUAGUGACUGGAAAUGUUGGCUUUUCCUCAAUGGAGGCCGGAGUUUACCGGCGAGGGCUGCAGACUGCAGCGGUGGAUGCCUGCGGAAAGAUUUGCGCCUUACUUCGCUCAUUCCAUCCCUCUACCACCACUACCGCCACAGACAGAAGACGAAGAUUCAUCAGGAAGUUCAUCCCCUGAACGUGAAAGCGCAGACAAUGGAGAAGUUUCCAUAUGUGAUUGGAGGGGGUGUGGGGCGCACUUUGGGAGCAUCGCACGGCUAUCCGCACACGUGGCACGCGUACAUGCGCUUGCGCACAGAGACGGGAUGUUCUAUUGCGGGUGGCGGGGAUGUCCGCGCCCGCAGAGAGGAUUUAAUGCACGGUACAAAAUGCUUGUGCAUGUGCGUACACACACGAACGAGCGCCCUCACACGUGCAGCCAGUGCAACAAGAGUUUCUCGAGAGCCGAAAACCUGAAGAUUCAUCUUCGAUCUCACUCGGGAGAAAAGCCUUAUGUAUGCCCUUAUGAGGGCUGCGGCAAAGCGUAUUCUAACUCAAGCGACCGUUUUAAGCAUACGCGUACGCACACUGUCGAUAAGCCUUACUGUUGCAAAGUUAUUGGCUGCAACAAACGCUAUACAGAUCCGUCCAGCCUCAGAAAACACGUCAAGACUUAUAAACACUUCGUCACCGAGGACUCUAAGAGAGAAUCCUCAAAGGAAACAGAACCCUUCUCACCUUUAAGAGAAAACGUAUACUUUAAUCAACCAGUGUCACCAUUACGCGUACCUUACAGUCCCCCUAAACCAGUAUCACCCACCAUUCCCCCAUAUAACCCCAUCUUACCCCUCGCAGACCCCAUUAUUCGCCUACCCUAUGACCAAGUAACGUACCUGAGACCUAAACCAAUUUACCCUACAAAAGUACCAAGUCAUGAAAUGUCAUAUAUGGAAUAUACGCAAAUGUAUGAGCGUACAUACAGGAAUUACUAUAACACAAAUGCAAGCUAUCCAGUAUUGAGGCCUAGUGUCAUUGAGAAGGCAUACAGUAACGAAGAGAAACCAAGAGUGGACGAUAUCGUUAUGAAGGAAGUACAAUAUAGUAGAAGACUCGACCAGGAUAUGCCCUUGAAUUUAAUAUGCACAAAGCGAUCAGAGUACAAGCCAAUAGAAGUCCUAGUCAGAAAAACAGACUUGCCACUAGACUUAAGUAGUAAAAGUUAAGUUAAUUAAAUUAUU